Epinephelus moara (kelp grouper) is the source of this 3857-nucleotide messenger RNA. RefSeq names its product lamin B receptor (gene lbr). Gene Ontology annotation, cellular component: nuclear inner membrane. Gene Ontology annotation, biological process: sterol biosynthetic process. Bases 42 to 1988 code for a protein of 648 amino acids. The transcript is spliced from 13 exons. Lineage: Eukaryota; Metazoa; Chordata; Actinopteri; Perciformes; Serranidae. The record is from RefSeq and is a predicted model, not a curated record. Gene Ontology annotation, molecular function: oxidoreductase activity, acting on the CH-CH group of donors, NAD or NADP as acceptor.
GGUAGAGCCCGUAUUCUUUCAUCAGCCCAGCCUGAGAUCUGAUGGGAAACUCUCAUCAGUCACGGUUCAGCCCAGACUUCCACAUCCCAUAUGGAACUCGGCAGGCGAGCCCGGAGAGCAGCGCAGGGACUUACUUUGGGUCAGUGAGGAUGCCUUCUGUGAAGUAUCAGAGAGGGGAAUUGGUGAUGGGCCGCUGGCCUGGCAGCAGCCUAUAUUAUGAAGUCAAGGUGCUGGGCUUUGAUACCAAAUCCCAGCUUUAUACGGUCAUCUACAAGGAUGGCACUCAGCUGGAGCUCAAGGAGCAAGAUAUCAAGAGUACUGCGGGCUUCCAGGCCCGUUCUCGCUCCCGCUCUCGCUCCCGAUCACCAGGCCGUCGCCGCAGCCGGUCGCGCUCCCCAGCAAGGAGCACUCGUCGCUCAUCCUCCCGCACGGCAGCGGCUGUUGCUACUGCAGCUAUAACAGAGAGUGCACCUUCGUCCCGCAAGGAUACGAAGCUGAAGGAUUCGCUAGAAGUCGUGCUCACUCCCCUGCAACAGACAAAGGCAGCUGAGAACAAUAGCAACAAUAAGCUUGAAAAGAAAGAGGAGAAACAAAAAGAGGAGAAUAACACUGCUAACAAAGUAAAUGAGCCCAAAGCUACGGUAGACGCAGAGUCUGUGAUGAACCUAGGCCGUUACAAUCUGCGCCGCAGGAAGGAUGAUGGAGAUGCCAAACCAGUUGAGACCAAAGAAGAGCAGCUGGAGGAGAAAGAUGCCAAGCCUCCUGCAGCUCCUGCUGGCUCCCUCUCCACCCCGCUUGACUUUGGUGGGAAGAUAGGAGCAUACUUCUGGCUGCUCUUCUUGCCAGCCUGGGUUCUCUUUGUGAUACUUCAAGUCAACCUGGAGGACCCCAGCCUGGUUAACUUCCCUCCUCCUCUUCCCCCUCUUGAAGACUUCUUGGAUGCCCAGGCUCUUGGCUUUGUCGUCCUUUGGAUUUUAUUCCAGGCCCUGCUCUACAUUCUGCCUGUUGGGAAGGUGAGAGAGAAGAACUGUUUCUUUGCCGUUGUGGUGAGUUCUUUAGCGGUAGCAGCAGCGGUGUACCAGGGUGUUGACCUCACCUACAUCCAUAGCAGCUUCCUGCAGCUGGCUACGGCCACCUUCCUCAUCUCCGUCCUGCUCAGCAUCUACCUGUAUGUCCGCUCUCGAUAUGCUGCCCCAGAGCAGCUGGCACUGGGGGGAAACUCUGGCAAUGUGGUUUAUGACUUUUUCAAAGGACAUGAGCUCAAUCCCCGCAUCAAAGACUUUGAUCUGAAAUUCUUCUGCGAGAUGCGCCCUGGUCUGAUUGGCUGGUGUUUGAUCAACUUUGCGAUGGCGCUGGCUGAGAUGAAGCAGCAGAAGCUGGACGCUCCAUCUUACUCCAUGAUCCUUGUGAACCUCUUCCAGCUGCUCUACGUGGUGGACGGUCUCUGGAAUGAGGAGGCCAUUCUGACCACCAUGGACUUGAUGCACGAUGGUUUUGGCUUCAUGUUGGCAUUUGGUGAUCUGGUGUGGGUUCCCUUCACUUACACCCUGCAGGCCUAUUACCUGGUCAGCCACCCCAACGCCCUGAGCCUCCCUGCCCUCGCUGCCAUCGUCACACUCAAGCUCGUUGGCUUCUACAUCUUCAGAAAAUCCAACUCUGAGAAGAACAACUUCAGAAGAAACCCCUCAGACCCCAAACUGUCUUAUCUGAAGACUAUCCCCACAGCCACAGGGAAGAGUCUGUUGGUGUCUGGCUGGUGGGGUGUGGUGCGCCACCCUAACUACCUGGGAGACCUUCUGAUGGCUCUGGCCUGGUCUCUACCCUGUGGCUUCAGCCACCUCCUGCCGUGGUACUACAUGAUCUACUUCAUCAUCCUGCUCGUGCACCGAGACUCCCGCGACAUGAGCGAGUGCAGGAGGAAGUACGGCUCGGCGUGGGACGAGUACUGCCGAACUGUUCGGUACCGGAUCAUUCCCCGCGUCUACUGAGGAACCUGCCGCUGGACACUCCCGAGCUGAGGCCUUUUGCAACACAAUUAUUAUGACUGUGAAGUCUCACAAAAAAAAAAAAAAAACCCUAAUCCAAAAAACAAAUAUGAAUUGACUGAUUGGACUUUUUUAAACCAAGAUAAUUAAAAUCUUGUCUCUGGACUGAAGGAGCUGCAGUACUUUUAAAUAUUUUUUUUUUGAUGGAAGAAAAAAAUGACACUCAUUGGUAUUGUGUACUAUUUGAAGAAUUGCCUUUUUUAAUAGAAAAUACUCAAAAUAUAGACUUUAAAAGUGUGCAAAGUCUGGGGGGAAAAAACAAAAAUGCCUCUGCUAGGAAUGUCUUGUUGGGAUGUAUAUUUUUGUACAUACACAUUUGUUUUUAUACUUAAAGAAUAUCUUACUAUUUGCAAAAAUUUUGGUAAGUUUUACUCUUUGCUCCCAAAUUCAAAAUGUUACAAUAUCAGCUUGGCUAUUCUGAAAAAUUUUGUAAGUACGCCUUCCUAUUAUAAUUAUACUGCUUGUGUAUAUUGUGAAGGAUGGGAUUAAAAAUGCUACUUUUUUUAUAACCUGCACAGUGGAACGAGGACUCAUGUUCUUUCUCAGGACCCAGAAAUUUGUCAGAAAGUUGAAUUAGAUAAGUUUUGUCAGAAUAAUUUUGUUGUGUAUAAUUUUAUAUAGAUAUGUAGUUUUGACUUGAGAGUGUAAAAUGAUUUUGGAGGUUUCAAGAAAAAUGCACUAAUGUUUUAAGGCAUAUUUUUUUUUUCCUAUAUUUUAAAUCCCAAAGUGUAUUUGAUUUGGCUUUGCUACCUCAGGUUCACUCACUCUGCAGUUCUUCCUCUGUGUGUAAUUAUGAGUGUGAUGUCACUGCUUAAGGAAGUAAAAUGAGUUAGACUGUUUCAUUUCAAUAAUGAUGUUACCACGUUUAAUGAACAAGUGGCACCCAUCCGCAUCAAACUUGUCAUGCCUAAACCUAACCCUUCCAAACUGCUUUUAUUUCCUGCAUUUAUAGGGCGCUGAUACCAUCUGUAUUUUGUCCUGCUAGAUUCUUGAGCAUAUUCUCUAUUAUGAACUGGUUGUUAGUUUCCCACCACUGCCACAUGAAUUUGGUUGAAACCUAUUUAAACUUUAGCCUGGUCAAAUGACAAUGGCAGUUUUAAUGAAGUUUAUACUGUGACAACAUGAAGAGCUGUUGACUGUGUUAGCAUUUACAAACUGCAUUUGCAAACCCAAAAAUGUGUUUUUAUGUCUGUGCAGCUGUAGAUGAGUACAUAAGUAGCAAUAAUUAACUAGAUUAGGUAGCAUUUUUUAUGCUGUGCUGACUGAAUAAUAUGUAAAUAUUGUUUUUUUUGUUUUGUUUUGUUUUAAAUUUCUGUUAUUUUCAGUAAAAAUGUGAGUAGUGAUCAGUUAUGUUUCUCAUUAGCUAUUUAAUAUUGCUUUUUAUUUGUUUGGUUUUUUUUAAUUAACUACAUAAUUUUGACCACUGUAGUUAUGUUUACACUUAGAACUGCCAUGUUUCUGGAAAAUACUUCAAAUUGUAUUUAAACAAAUGUCAGAUGGUCUGUAACAUUUUUUGACCUGAUCAGAAAGAAAUUAUGUUUGAUACCAGGGAUGCCACCCACCUAUAUGCCCAGGACAAAUUAUGGCGAUAUUUUUUUUUUCUCUUAUUAUUAUGGUGGCAAACUUGUCUCUUGGUUGGCAGUCUGAGUGGAAAGCAAUAAGUUGGAUGUACUUGGACAUAUGACAACAAUGAAUGAGAAGUAACCAGGUCCAGCAGGUUGUCAGUGAGGAUGAAUCACAUCUGUGACAGUGGCUGGAAAACGCUUAUCUGUAUAAACGUUGCAGCAUAAAAUAAAGGUUUACAGUAUUUUC